AAAGCGGCUGCAGGAGCGCACACGCAGGUUUCUUCGUGGGCGCUGUGAGGCAGGGCAGGCUCUGAGCGCACGGACUGGAGCGCGCAGUUUGUGUGUGCGGCUGCUGGAGAGGGGGAAGAUGCGCGUGCUUGUUGCUCGCCGGACGGAGAGAAGCGGCUCAGAGAGAAAGAGUUUCCAGAGCAGCUAACAACGAACUCCAUGCGCUUGAAAAGAAAAAGAAAUCCAACUUUCAUUUAUUUUUUUUAUUUUUGGGGGGGAGGAUGAGACAAUCAGCUUUUUUCAUUCAGAUUUUUAAUUAUUUACAGAUAUCGUUCAAGUCUUGGAUUAUUUUGAACAUUGAUUUGAUUUGUUUCUGUGCGCAAAAGGCAGUUUGCAGCGCGCGCGCCUGCAGCCUGUGACGCAGCAGCAGCAGCAGCAGCAGCAGCAGCAGCAGCAGCUCACCUGGAGCCAGAGCGCACGGAACCGAGCUGCAGGAUCCGCGCAGAGCAGCGCUCCGAUACGGAGGGACGGCUGCUCUGAGACACGGCACGGCACGGCACGGCACGGCUCAGGACCAUACACCAUCUCCCGCUGUACCCCAGACAACCAGCAGGAACUCCAACCUCCUCCUCUUCAUCUUCAUCGUGCGGGAUCCAGAACCAGAGAGACAGAGAGAAAGAAGGAGAGAAAGAGAGAGAGAGCGCGCGCGCGCGAGAGAGAGAGAGAGAGAGAGAGAGAGGAGAUUUGCAGCCUUCCUUCCUUUCAUCGCAACUGACUUGUUGAAGGAAUAAAAACGGAGAGAAAUAAGAAGAACGCGCGCGCUGGGCAGAGCAGAACAAAACCCAUAGGACUGGAUAUUGAACGGAGCGGGGCAUGUGGAUAUUGGCUCUUAUCUUUUCUCAGUGCAUCUUGAAUGUUUUCUGUGAAGAUCUACGUUCCAGCUUAUAUUUUGUCAAUGCAUCUGUGCAAGAGGUAGUGUUUGCCAGCACCACAGGGACAUCAGUGCCCUGUCCCGCUGCAGGCGUGCCCCCUGUCUCACUGCGCUGGUACCUGGCCACCGGUGAGGAGAUCUAUGAUGUGCCAGGGAUUCGCCAUGUGCACCCCAAUGGCACCCUUCAGAUCUUCCACAUCCCCCCUUCCAGCUUCAGCAAACUCAUCCACGACAACACUUACUAUUGCACAGUGGAGAACCCCUCAGGGAGAAUCAGGAGCCAAGAUGUCCACAUCAAGGCUGUCUUACGAGAGCCGUACACUGUCCGGGUGGAGGACCAAAAAGCCAUGAGAGGCAAUGUGGCGGUCUUCAAGUGCAUUAUCCCUGCCUCAGUGGAGGCCUACAUCAAUGUUGUGUCCUGGGAGAAAGACACAAUGUCAAUCAAUGCAGAAAUGUCACGGUUUCUAAUUACAUCCACGGGAGCCCUGUAUAUCCUGGAUGUGCAAAUGGAAGAUGGGCUGUAUAACUACAGAUGUAUGACACGACAUCGAUACACGGGAGAGACCCGACAAAGCAAUAGUGCCCGUCUCAUUGUUUCAGACCCAACCAACUCAACACCACACAUCCUGGACAGCUUUGAGCGUCGUGAGGUGAUGGCAUCUCAUCGAGUGGAGCUGCCCUGCAAGGCCUCUGGCCACCCUGCACCCAAAUACCGCUGGCUAAAGGACAACCGGCCGCUGGAGCCGGACACACGCUUCAGACAGAGUGUGACUGGUCUGCUUAUAGAGAGAGCCCAGCCCAGUGACUCGGGGACAUACGUGUGUGAAGUAUGGAAUGGUUACGGCAACGCUGAGGUGGUUGGCAGGCUCCUGGUAAAAGAAGCCCUGAAGGUGACAGUGAGUCCGCAGAAGGUAAAGGGCAGCAUGGGAAGCCAGGUUUCACUGACCUGCAGUGUGACGGCCUCUGAGGAGUACCAGCUGUCCUGGUACCGCAACGGAGAGCUCAUCUACCCCAGUAACAGUGUGCGCAUGACGGGCCAAAACAGAGAAAACCUGGUCAUGGCUGGUAUGGCCAAGAGCGACGGAGGGGCCUAUCAAUGCUUUGCCAGACAUGGCAAGAUGUCUGCGCAGGACUUUGUUCAAGUCAUACUUGAAGACGGCACCCCCAAGAUUCUGGAAUCAUUCAGUGAGAAGGUCUACAAUGUCAACGAGUUUGUGUCUCUCUCGUGCAUGGUGAAAGGCACGCCAGAGCCUCGGGUAAUGUGGACUCUGGACGAUGAAACUGUGACACGGGACAGCCGGCACCACAUCUCCUACUACACUAAUGCUGAGGGCCAUGUCGUCAGCCACCUGAAUAUCACCCAGACCCAGGUCGCUGAUGGAGGGGUGUACCGGUGCAUCUGCAACAAUUCAGCCGGGACAGUUUCCUACCAGGCGCGAAUAAACGUAAGAGGGCCUGCCAGCAUCAGACCAAUGAAAAACCUCACUGCCAUUGCUGGGCGGGACAUGUACAUCCACUGCCGUGUCAUUGGCUACCCCUACUAUUCCAUCAAGUGGUACAAGGAUUCCAACUUGCUACCGUACAACCACCGGCAGCGGGCCUUCGAGAACAACGGCACCCUGAAACUGUUUGAUGUGCAGAAAGAUGUGGAUGAAGGAGAAUACACGUGUACCGUGUUGGUGAAGCCCCAGCUGUCCACCCAUCAGAAUGUCUGCGUCACAGUGAAAGUCCCACCCACCAUCCACCCUUUUGAAUUCCCUCGGUUUUCCAUCGGCCAGCGAGUCUUUAUUCCAUGCGUGGUUAUGUCUGGGGACCAACCUGUCUUCAUCACCUGGCAAAAAGAUGGCCGACCAAUCCCAGCCAGCCUGGGAGUCACCUUAGACAACAUAGACUUCACCAGCUCUCUGCGGAUCUCCAACCUGACGCUGGCCCACAACGGCAACUACACCUGCAUCGCCCGCAACCAAGCUGCUGCUGUGGAGCACCAGAGCCAGCUCAUUGUCCGAGUUCCUCCCAAGUUUGUAGUGCAACCCAAAGACCAAGAUGCAAUUUACGGAAAGGCCGUGAUACUGAACUGCUCAGCUGAAGGCUAUCCUGUUCCCACCAUCCAGUGGGAGUACUCUAAAGGCUCCGGGGUCCCUCAGUUCAAACCCAUCGUCCUAAACUCGGGCUUUCGAAUUGAAGUUUUGGUGAACGGCUCGUUGCUCAUCAAGCACGUGCUCAAAGAAGACAGCGGUUUCUACCUUUGUAGAGUCAGCAACGACGUCGGGGCUGACGUCAGCAAGUCCAUGUUUCUGAACGUUAAAAUUCCUGCCAUGAUCACAUCCUACCCCAACACAACGCUGGCCACGCAGGGAGAGGAGAAGAAGAUGAGCUGCACAGCACAUGGUGAGAAACCCAUCAUGGUUCGCUGGGAGAAGGAGGAGCGAAUCAUCAACCCAGAGACCAGCCGCUACGUUGUUUCAGUCAAGGAGGUGGGCGAUGAGGUCAUCUCUACGCUGCAGAUCAUGCCAACAGUGAGAGAGGACUCCGGCUUCUUCUCAUGCCAUGCCAUCAACUCUUUUGGUGAAGACAGAGGAAUCAUACAGCUCACCAUCCAAGAGCCUCCAGAUCCUCCAGAGGUAGAGAUCCGAGACGUGAAGGACAGAACGAUCGCCCUGCGUUGGACCAUGGGCUUUGAUGGAAACAGCCCCAUCACAGGCUUCGAUAUCGAGAGCAAAAACAAGUCAGCCUCCUGGGACACUGCUCAGAAGACUAAAGAUGUGUCACCUCAGCUCAACCAGGCCACCAUCAUAGACCUCCACCCCUCCUCCACUUACAACAUCCGCAUGUUUGCGAAGAACCUCAUCGGCAAGAGUGAGGCCAGCAAUGAGCUCACCAUCACCACAGACGAAGCAGCUCCCGAUGGACCGCCUCAAGACGUGCAGCUGGAAGCCAUCUCCUCUCAGAGUAUCCGUGUCACGUGGAGACCACCCAAGAAGCACCUGCAGAACGGGGCCAUCAGAGGAUACCAGGUGGGCUACAGGGAGUACAGCUCUGGUGGAAACUAUCAGUUCAGCGUAAUCAGCUUGGAGACAACAGGAGACAAUGCAGAGAGCCUGGUGCUGGAUAGCCUCAAGAAAUUCACCCAGUAUGGGGUCGUGGUGCAAGCCAGCAACAGCGCAGGCACCGGGCCGUCUUCCACAGAGGUGGAUGCUACCACACUGGAGGACGUGCCGAGUCGUCCUCCGGAGAACGUCCAGGCUGUCGCCACGUCUCCAGAGGUCAUCUCUCUGUCCUGGCUCACUCCUCCCAAAGACGCUCUAAACGGGAACCUGCUGGGCUUCAGGGUCAUCUACUGGGCCAACCUCCUAGAUGGAGAGCUUGGAGAGAUCAGGAACGUUACAACCUCUAAGCCUUCUCUGGAGCUGGAUGGACUGGAGAAAUACACCAACUACAGCAUCCAGGUGCUUGCCUUCACCAGAGCUGGUGACGGCGUUCGCAGCGAACAGAUUUACACCCGCACCAAGGAGUAUGUUCCUGGCCCUCCAGCUGGGGUGAAAGCUGCAGCUUCAUCCAACUCUGUGGUGUUUGUGUCCUGGCUUCCUCCUCUCAAAGUGAACGGCAUCAUCAGGAAGUACACUGUUUUCUGCUCCAACCCUCACCCCACGGUGAGUAGUGAAUUUGAGGCAGCACCAGAUGUGUUCUUUUACCGUAUCCCUAACCUGAGCAGGAACAGGCAGUACAGCAUCUGGGUGGUGGCGGUCACUGCUGCAGGCCGUGGAAACGCCAGCGAGAUCAUCACGGUCAAACCCAUGGCUGAUGCUCCAGCUCGAAUACUGACUUUCAACAGGACAGUAACAACCCCCUGGAUGAGGGACAUUGUGCUUCCUUGUAAAGCUGUUGGUGAUCCGUCCCCAAGUAUCAAGUGGCUAAAGGACAUUAACGGGACUCCCACACCAGUUGUGACUGACAGCCGGCGCAGUGUGCAUGGAAAUGGCAGCCUUGUUAUUCGCACAGUGAAGGCAGAGGAUUCUGGGAAUUACACUUGUGUAGCCAGUAACAACUUUGGUUUGGACAAGAUUGUUCUCAAUCUUCAGGUUCAAGUUCCACCAGACCAGCCUCGCCUUACUGUGACAAAGACAACCACCACCUCAAUCACACUCUCCUGGAUCCCAGGAGAUAAUGGAGGCAGCUCCAUACGAGGCUACAUCCUGCAGUACUCAGAGGAUAACAGUGAGCAGUGGGGGAAUUUCGCCAUCAGUCCCAGCGAGCGUGCCUAUCGGCUGGAAAACCUCAAAUGCGGUACCUGGUACAAGUUCACCCUCACUGCCCAGAAUGCAGUGGGUCCUGGACGUAUCAGUGAGAUCAUCGAGGCAAAGACUCACGGGAAAGAGCCGCAGUAUUCCAAAGAACAAGAGCUCUUCACCAGCAUCAACGCCACUCGAGUUAAGCUCAACUUGAACGGAUGGAAUAACGGUGGAUGCCCGAUUACCUCCUUCACCUUGGAAUAUCGGGCAGUGGACUCCCCCACUUGGACCACGGCACAGCGCACCUCCCUCACCAAAAGCUGCAUCCUGUACGACCUGCAGGAGGCCACCUGGUACGAGCUGCAGAUGAAGGUGUACAACAGCGCCGGCUAUGCCGAGAAGAGGGUCAAGUUUGCAACACUGAGCUACGAUGGCAGCACCAUCGCUCCUUUAGUAAAGGCGCCUAAUGUGAGUGAGAACAACCCCGGCGGCGGUGAAGGCUUGAAGAUGAUGGUGACCGUUUCCUGUGUGUUGGUGGGCAUCAUUGUAAUCUUCAUUGGACUGCUGGUUCUGAGACGGAGGAGGCGAGAACAGAGGCUCAAAAGGCUGAGAGAUGCAAAAAGUUUGGCUGAGAUGCUCAUGAGUAAAAACACACGUCCAGCGGAGCCAAUUAACAAACAGCAACAGACGCUGCGCAUGCACAUUGACAUUCCCAGAGCCCAGCUCCUCAUCGAGGAGAGAGACACCAUGGAGACCGUCGAUGACAGAUCCACGGUGUUACUGACCGACAACGAUUUUGGGGAAACACAGAAACAGAAGUCGUCCACAGUCACCCACACUGUCCACUACCAGUCACUGUCUCAAGCCACUGGUCCACUGGUAGAUGUAUCUGAUGCCAGACCAGGAACCAGUAAGUCCAUUUGUUAA
This is a messenger RNA of Nematolebias whitei (Rio pearlfish), 6066 nucleotides long. Its product is annotated as Down syndrome cell adhesion molecule homolog. Gene Ontology annotation, cellular component: plasma membrane; axon. Lineage: Eukaryota; Metazoa; Chordata; Actinopteri; Cyprinodontiformes; Rivulidae. The record is from RefSeq and is a predicted model, not a curated record. The coding region runs from base 853 to 6066 and encodes 1737 amino acids. The transcript is spliced from 31 exons. Gene Ontology annotation, molecular function: cell-cell adhesion mediator activity. Gene Ontology annotation, biological process: dendrite self-avoidance; homophilic cell-cell adhesion; axon guidance.